Setaria italica (foxtail millet) is the source of this 1044-nucleotide messenger RNA. RefSeq names its product adenine phosphoribosyltransferase 1. Gene Ontology annotation, biological process: adenine salvage. The record is from RefSeq and is a predicted model, not a curated record. The coding region runs from base 25 to 756 and encodes 243 amino acids. The transcript has 6 exons. Gene Ontology annotation, cellular component: cytosol; cytoplasm. Lineage: Eukaryota; Viridiplantae; Streptophyta; Magnoliopsida; Poales; Poaceae. Gene Ontology annotation, molecular function: adenine phosphoribosyltransferase activity.
GGGCGCGGCCCAGAUAAAAAGAGCAUGCUGCUGCGGUUCCAGCCUCGCCUCCGCCUCCUCCCGUCAGCAGCAGCAGCAGCGUCGGCGCCGCCUUUUCCUCCGCGCGGGCCCGCCUCCACCACCGGCGUCUCCGUCGUCGUCGUCGGCGGCGGCGCGGGAUCGGGCGUGCGCAUCACCUGCGGGCGGCGGCGGCGGCGUCGCGGGACGGCGGUGGCGAUGGCGUCCGGCGACGCGCGCGUGGCGGGGAUCGCGUCCUCCAUCCGCGUCAUCCCCGACUUCCCCAAGCCAGGGAUCAUGUUUCAAGACAUCACGACGUUGCUCCUUGAUCCGAAGGCGUUCCGCGACACGAUCGACCUCUUUGUUGAGCGGUACAAGGACCAAGGGAUCACCGUUGUUGCUGGUGUUGAAGCUAGGGGUUUUAUCUUUGGCCCUCCUAUUGCUUUAGCUAUAGGUGCAAAAUUUGUACCUUUGAGAAAGCCAAAAAAGUUGCCAGGUGAGGUGAUCUCUGAAGAAUAUUCUUUGGAAUACGGGACCGACAAAAUAGAAAUGCACGUCGGAGCUGUGGAGGCCAAUGAUCGAGCACUUGUUGUCGAUGAUCUUAUUGCUACUGGUGGAACACUUUGUGCAGCUGUCAAACUUCUUGAACGUGUUGGAGCAAAGGUGGUUGAGUGUGCUUGUGUCAUUGAAUUGCCAGAAUUAAAGGGCCGGGACAAGCUAGGGGACAGGCCCGUUUUUGUCCUUGUGAAAGCAGACUGAGCAGGAUGGAAUACAAGUACACAACUUAGGACUUCUCAGAGUUGGCCCUGUUGAUGCUCCCUCUCCAGAACCAUUCUGGAGGCAACAAAGUAUCCCAUUUUACAGCAUCGGCUAAUUCCUAGCUGAUGCAUAAUAAAGUUUUAUCUUUGAAUUUGUGAGGCCAUGAAUUAUUUGUCAAUAUGGACAUGAUUGCUGGUCCUUGUAAGGCUUAUGUAUGUCAAAACAGUGCCAACUAUUCAGAUCAAAAUUAAGGAUAAUCCUUGUUGGAGUUUGUUGUCAUUGCUAGUA